Thalassophryne amazonica is the source of this 1458-nucleotide messenger RNA. RefSeq names its product BRISC and BRCA1 A complex member 1 (gene babam1). Lineage: Eukaryota; Metazoa; Chordata; Actinopteri; Batrachoidiformes; Batrachoididae. The coding region runs from base 178 to 1305 and encodes 375 amino acids. Gene Ontology annotation, biological process: positive regulation of DNA repair; double-strand break repair; mitotic G2 DNA damage checkpoint signaling. The record is from RefSeq and is a predicted model, not a curated record. Gene Ontology annotation, cellular component: nuclear body; BRCA1-A complex; BRISC complex. The transcript has 9 exons.
UCGGGCAUUGAGGAAGUUGUUCCGUUCAAAAUAAAGGUUCGCUUGGUCUUAGUGUCACUGAUCUGAAUAUAGAGAUUAGUGCGUUAGUAUGUUUUUCAAUUUACACUGAUCUCUGCAACUGUUAAUCUAUACAAGCGUCAAACUUGUUAAUCACGACCACCCUGCAACUGCAUAUCCAUGGAGACACCAGAACCUGGUCCAGCAGAUGGAGAGGAGCGCUUGGUGGAGCUGCGACCUCGGACACGCUCCAACCCUGAAGGUGCAGAGGACCGCCGUAGCAGCACGGGCAGCCUCGGCGGCAACGGCAGCCCUGGCAUCUCUCAGCCUGCUGUGGGCAGCCGUGUCGAUGGAGAAGGAGAGGCGUCGACCUCUGACAGCCCUCCGAGUUCCAUCACCACUGCCAUGUCAGCAGCUGCAGCGCAGACUGUGGCUCCUGCAGCCACUGUGGCGGCAGCAGCCAGUGCCGUAGUAUCACUGUCUACAGUGGCGGCACCCAAAGAGAGGCCCAAACCCACACAGCAACCAGCUGCACUAACAACAUCUGCCUCUCCGCCAGUAGAGUAUCAGAUACGAGUUCCUCGUGUCAACUGCCCAGAGAAAGUGAUUAUCUGCUUAGAUCUUUCUGAAGAGAUGUCUUUACAGAAGUUGGAGUCAUUUAAUGGAUCCAAAACUAAUGCUCUGAACAUUUCCCAGAAGAUGAUUGAGAUGUUUGUUAGAACAAAACACAAGAUUGACAAGCGCCAUGAAUUUGCACUGGUUGUCGUCAAUGACGACGCUCUGUGGCUGUCAGGCUUCACUUCUGACCCCAGGGAGCUGUGCAGCUGUCUGUAUGACCUGGAAACGAAUGUGUGCGAGUCCUUCAACCUAGAAGAUCUUCUUAAUGUAAUCCGUCAGAAGAUUGAGCUGCCGCUGAUGGAGAAUGUUCAGACCAUCCCUCCUCCAUACGUGGUGCGCACUGUGCUCAUCUACAGCCGGCAUGCAUGCCAGCUGCAAUUUAACCCAUCUGAGGCCGUUAGUAAAAUGCUUCAGUCUCCAUAUUUUUUCUUUGAUGUGGUGUACCUCCACAAUGGCACAGAGGAGCAGGGGGAUGAGACCAGCUGGAGGGACAACUACACUUCAUUCAGCAACCUGGACUCAAAGGGCAUGUGCUAUCGCUUUGAGGUGUCCCUGAGUGGACCUGCCAUCGAGCUGCACAACUGCAUGGCCAAACUUCUGGCUCACCCCUUGCAGAGACCGUUCCAGAGUCAUGCAUCUUACAGCCUGCUGGAGGGGGACGACCCCCAGGAGUUUGAGGCUAUGGUCUAAAACUCCUCAACAGGACUCACUCAUAUAGCCCAGCCUAACUUGAUGGGAAAAUUUGACUUUUUACUAAAGACUGAGAACUGGUGAACACAAGAUUGGUGUAGAAUAAGAUGAGGAAAACAAAAUAAAAAAAACUAGAGUUUCUUCAUUCUCUGA